AUGAGCACAGCACAAGCCCCAGAAGAAGCUCCACCCAAUGCUGGCAUCGAAGUCGACGAGGAUGAAGCCGACUCGGCCCUGGGAGACGACGACAUAUCCACUUACACCGAGACGGUCAGGUCGAGUCUCUUCCAGGGUGUCCAGGAAAAUGGACGUCUCUAUCACAGGUACGGGGACAGCCUCUACAUCCUUCCCGAGGAUGAACGGGAGCAAAAGCGCCUCGACAUGCAGCACGUCAUGUUCCUGAGCGCACUCAAAGGGAAGUUGGUUCUAGCGCCUAUUGAAGAAGGCCGGGUCCAUGAAGUCCUCGACCUCGGAACGGGGACAGGAAUCUGGGCCAUCGAGUUCGCCGAUGCACAUCCCGAGUCUCUCGUCCUGGGAAUUGACAUCAGUCCUAUCCAACCACGCUCAAUACCGCCAAACGCAAAAUUCGAGGUCGAUGACUUCGACCAGCAGUGGACUUAUAACAAAAAGUUCGAUCUGAUUCACGCGCGGAUGCUACUUACCGCGAGCGCGGAUUUUCCUAGGUUAUUUCAACAAUCUUUUGAUGCCUUGCGGCCUGGCGGCUGGUUCGAGAUCCAGGACUUGUAUAUGCCGCUGCUGUGUGACGACGGUACAAUGCAAGGAACCGCCCUGGAGGAGUGGAACGAUAUAUACAUGGAAGCUUGCAGGAGAAUCAAGCGCGAUCCAUCAUGGACCGCCAAGUACAAAGACUGGUUAAUCCAAGCAGGAUUUGUCAACGUGAGAGAAGAAUUGUUCAGGUGGCCAGUCGGCCCCUGGGCCAGAGAUCCCUACCUCAAAGCCAUGGGUAUCUGGAAUCGGGCGAAUAUGCUCGAGGGCCUGGAUGGGUUCACUGUGCGACUGUGGACGAUGGCGCUCGGCAUGACGCCCGAAGAGGUGCAGUUGUUCCUGGUGCAGGUGAGGAAAGAUCUCAAGGACCGAAGAAUCCAUUCGUACUGGCCCAUGUAA
This is a messenger RNA of Cladophialophora psammophila CBS 110553, 969 nucleotides long. RefSeq lists its product as uncharacterized. The coding region runs from base 1 to 969 and encodes 322 amino acids. Gene Ontology annotation, molecular function: methyltransferase activity. NCBI's taxonomy places the organism in Eukaryota, Fungi, Ascomycota, Eurotiomycetes, Chaetothyriales, Herpotrichiellaceae. The record is from RefSeq and is a predicted model, not a curated record. The transcript has a single exon.